This is a messenger RNA of Talaromyces amestolkiae, 1506 nucleotides long. RefSeq lists its product as uncharacterized. NCBI's taxonomy places the organism in Eukaryota, Fungi, Ascomycota, Eurotiomycetes, Eurotiales, Trichocomaceae. The record is from RefSeq and is a predicted model, not a curated record. The coding region runs from base 1 to 1506 and encodes 501 amino acids. The transcript has 5 exons. Gene Ontology annotation, molecular function: heme binding; iron ion binding; oxidoreductase activity, acting on paired donors, with incorporation or reduction of molecular oxygen.
AUGUUGAUGGUAUUCUGGUGUGCGGCCGUGUGGCUGGCAUAUGUCAUAUUCGGCGCAAUAUAUCGGUUAUACUUCCACCCCCUGUCUCGUUUCCCGGGGCCGAAGGCGGCUGCACUAACCCGGUGGUAUGAAUUCUAUCACGAUGUGAUCAAACCUGGACAGUUUAUAUGGAAAAUUGAGAGUCUGCACGAAAGAUAUGGGCCGAUCGUACGAAUAACACCGGACGAACUGCACAUCAAGGAUCCGGAUUUCUACGAAGAUAUAUACGCACCUGCUUCCAAGAAGCGGGAUAAGUACGCCAACUGGACAAUCGGUGCUGGCGCGCCAACUUCAACGUUCGCAACCGUGUCCCAUGAUCAUCAUCGCCUCAGAAGAUCCGGAUUAAAUCACUUCUUUUCGAAAAGCGCAAUUUCCCACAAUGCCUCGGCGCUGAUCAGUGACAAGGUGGAGAGAUUAUGUCAACGGUUCUCCGAGGCCUGUAAAGCCGGAGCGGUAGUCAGGCUUGACGCAGCCUAUAUGGCACUGACAAUGGACAUAAUUACGCACUAUGCCUUUGGAGAGAGCUACAAUUACCUUGCGGAACCUGACUUCAAGCUUGAAUGGAAAGAUACGGUUAUUGGGGGAUCUGCUAGCGGUGCAUUCAUCCGACAAUUUCCUUGGGCUUUUCCCAUAAUGAAGUCCGUGCCUUUAAAUAUUAUGAACUAUCUCGCUCCAGAGGCUUCAUUACUGUUACAGUGGCAAAAAAUGGUGCGUCGGCAAGUUGACACUAUUAUUGGUAACAAUCGCUCUGGCUCGAAGGCACAUGGUACAAUUUUUCAGGCUCUAUUGGACAGUGACUUGCCUCCAGAGGAGAAAAGUGCAGAUCGACUUCAAGAUGAGGCACAGACCUUGGUUGGUGCUGGAAGUGAGACUACUGCGAAGACAUUGACAAUUGUCACGUUUUACCUGCUACAGAAUAAAUCAAUGCUGGAAAAGCUGCGCCAGGAAUUGUCAACAGUGGACUUGAAGUCAUUGAACUCAGCACACGACGUUUUGUCUGAGGUUGAACGUCUGCCUUAUAUGAAUGCCGUCAUCAGUGAAGCGCUGCGUCUUAUGCAUGGAGUCACUACUCGACUGCCUCGCGUGUCUCACGAUGUUAUCCAGUACAAAGAAUGGACGAUCCCUCCAGAGACACCAGUCAGCCAAUGUAAUUUGUUCGUUCACAUGGAUCGAACUCUUUUCCCCGAACCCACUGAUUUCAAACCGGAGCGCUGGAUUGAAGCCAAGCAAAAUAACACACGCUUAGACCGAUACAUGGUUUCUUUUGGUAAAGGUAGUCGACAAUGCGUGGGUAUCAAUCUCGCAUAUGCAGAAUUGUUUUUGACUCUUGCUACCGUAUUGCCUCGCUUCGAUAUGACGAUCUACAAAACCACCACGGAGGAUGUCCGUGUCGCCAGAGACUACUUUGUAGGUGUCCCAGAGCCGGGAUCGCAAGGAGUUCGUGUUACUGUAGAUAGAGUUUUGUGA